Messenger RNA from Photinus pyralis (common eastern firefly), 953 nucleotides. RefSeq lists its product as uncharacterized. The coding region runs from base 39 to 917 and encodes 292 amino acids. NCBI's taxonomy places the organism in Eukaryota, Metazoa, Arthropoda, Insecta, Coleoptera, Lampyridae. The transcript has a single exon. The record is from RefSeq and is a predicted model, not a curated record.
UUGAGACGUGAGUGAUUACGUGCGGACACAUCUGAAAAAUGGAACAACAACUACAGGAACAACAAACGCUCAUCGCGCGACUGCAGGAACAAUUAGCGCAAAGUCGACAACAACCGGAACCUACAACAGAUACGAUAGAGGAGAUUAGAAAGGUUAAAUUACCAAUUUUUUGGCAAAAGGAUCCCGUCCUAUGGUUUGCACAAGUAGAUGCCCAAUUUCAUACGUAUAAAAUCAGGUCAGACAUCACAAGAUUUUUCACAGUGGUAGCUGCACUAGAUUGUAAUGUAUUACAACAAGUCUCCGACGUCGUGGCUAAUCCACCCUCGACAGACAAAUACGAGACCAUAAAGAAGAAACUCAUUGCGGCGUAUUCUGACUCGCAGGAUCGUCAGUUGCGCAAGCUGCUUAAUGAAAUUGAAUUAGGUGAUCACAAACCUUCCCAAUUACUGCGACAGAUGAGAAGCUUAGCAGAUAAACGCAUUAACGAAGACGUACUGAAGACCCUGUGGGUGCAGCGCUUGCCUCAAAAUGUCCAGCUCAUUCUUUCUGCCAGCGAAGGUGUCACGUUGGAUAAGAUGGCCGACGUCGCAGACAAACUUGUGGAAAUAUACGCUUCUGGGUCGAUUUCUGCAGUCAACCGUGCUGCGUCUCCCAGACGCACGGACAUGUCAGAAUCUGCAUCUGCAUUAUUAGUAAUGCAAAAACAAAUUGAGAUGCUCACUGACAUGGUUAAAACCCUCACCACUGAUAGAGGACGUUCACAACAGCGUUAUGGUCGAUCUAAAUCUCGUUCACGCACACACUCCGGUAACUUUAGACAUCGCCCAGCAGAGGAAGUUUGUUACUACCAUGCCAGUUUCGGUGAAAAGGCAAGAAAAUGCAAGCCUCCCUGUAAUUUCAAGCCGAAGGAAAACUAAACAACCCACCGACACAUGAGGCAGUGUUCGGGGGUA